This is a messenger RNA of Suillus subalutaceus, 177 nucleotides long. RefSeq lists its product as uncharacterized. The transcript has a single exon. Lineage: Eukaryota; Fungi; Basidiomycota; Agaricomycetes; Boletales; Suillaceae. The record is from RefSeq and is a predicted model, not a curated record. The annotation marks the transcript as partial.
GUAGCAUCAUUGAUCGAAUCAACAGAGCCGGUUAUCAUCGGAGAGGCUCCUCCUUCCACUUGGGAGCACACAUCUGCUCGUCGCAUGUUUGCUGAUCGGCAUACAGACUAUGGUGGCCCAGAACGUGUGGGGACAAGUGUUGCACAGACCAGAGUCAAGAAGGGAAAGAAUAGAGCU